Molecule: messenger RNA, 1446 nt
Organism: Colletotrichum spaethianum
Lineage: Eukaryota; Fungi; Ascomycota; Sordariomycetes; Glomerellales; Glomerellaceae
Product: transmembrane protein 184C
Exons: 2
Coding region: 1-1446 (481 amino acids)
Biological process (GO): transport
Molecular function (GO): transporter activity
Source: RefSeq, a predicted model, not a curated record
AUGACCCAUGGCCGAGAACCAGUUUCCCAUCUGUGGCCUAUGAACCACGUACUACCGCGUGUCGACAUAUCUGACCCUCAUACGUUCCUGGCAAUCAAGCGUGGCAUUCUUCAGUACGCGUGGUUAAAGCCUAUCUUAGCUCUGGCCGCCGUCGUUAUGAAGGCUACCGGAACCUACCAGGAGGGCUACAUUGGCGUGGAGUCGGGCUACUUAUGGAGCGGUAUCAUCUACAACAUCAGCGUCACAGUGAGCUUGUACUCCCUCGGUCUGUUUUGGGUCUGCAUGCACAACGAUCUUUUACCCUUCCGCCCGGUACCUAAGUUCUUGUGCAUCAAGCUCAUCAUCUUCGCCUCUUACUGGCAAGGCUUUUUUCUGUCUAUUCUCGUCUGGUUGGGAGCCAUUCCAGACAGCGUUGAGGGUUACUCUCCCGACAACUUGGCCGCUGCCAUACAAGAUGCUCUCAUUUGUGUCGAAAUGCCGGCAUUCGCGAUCGCUCACUGGUACGCCUUCUCAUGGCACGACUUUGCCGACAACAGUAUCUCGUCUGCGAGGAUGCCUGUCAAGUUCGCCAUGCGUGAUGCUUUUGGCGUCAGGGAUCUCAUCGAAGACUCCAAGGAGACGUUUACCGGCGACAAGUACGGUUACCGCUUUUUCGACUCGGGUGACAAAAUCAUGGCGCACGAGGAGUCGCGUGCUAGACUGGGCAGGCUUGAUGAGGGCAUGCGAUACACGAGGGGCGGCAAAGCGAAGUACUGGAUUCCUACACCUGGCCAGGUGGACCGUCAAACGAACCGUGAUAUGAACGAACGAGAUCCCUUGCUUCAGGGAACCGCGGGUGGCCCAAGUGAGGAGUACAACUACGCCAAUGGUACCUUCAACGAAGACCUCGCCAACGACCCUCAGAUAGACCCUGACGACGAGCGGCUCUUUGACAAGGCACGCGAGCUGGAAUUUGGCGAUUGGAACUACCCCGUCAUCACCGCUAAUGAGCCGCUGAGCAAACGGUACAUGUCCUCCCAGGGUAGCUUGGGUUUCCAUGCCGAACCACGAUCGACGGUCGAGCGUCUGCGGGUGUCACCGCGGAAUAGCGAGCCGGCCGUUGUUUCCAGCAAAAAGAAGAAGAAGAAGCAGAAACAAGUUACAGCUGAGACUCCAGGCUCGUCAUCGUCUCCCGAUCGUUCUGGAUCUGGCCCUCCAUCCAAGCCGCAGAGCCCGUCGCCUCAACCAGCGGAGGUAUCCGCCGAGACCGAGGAAGAACCUGAGCCAAGACCAAGUGCUCAGAAGCAAUACAGCCAUCCAGAAGAUUCUCCUCUUCUGCAAGAGGCCAUGACAUCCCCAUGGGCGGAGAGCGAGCAAGAAGACGACUUCAACAAGAACUUUGGCGUGGGAGAAGAUGACGAGUUCAAGAACGUGUGGAGCGGUGGCGAGCCAUCUCAGUCCCGUUAG